This is a messenger RNA of Aegilops tauschii subsp. strangulata, 1389 nucleotides long. The record is from RefSeq and is a predicted model, not a curated record. Lineage: Eukaryota; Viridiplantae; Streptophyta; Magnoliopsida; Poales; Poaceae.
AUGGACCAACAAGGGUCUGGACUGGGGAUCAUCCGACGAGGUGCUGAUGCUGCAGAAGCGCAUAAAAAAUAUCAUAGAGAAGAACACCAGCCUCACAGAUGUGAUCCAGGUGAUUCUCAUCCGCCAGUCCCUUCCCUGCCAACGCCGGCCUCUCCGCAUGUGGAGUUAAAUCCGGAAGGGCCACGAACCUUGAAGCGAUUCUUCGGCACGACACACGAAGCAAUUUGGAAGCUACUUUUCAAGACUCAAAAGUCGUGGCCAGGGACAUCCAAGGGCAUCGGCCUUGACUGCAAUCAUCCACCCUCCCCGCUGGAUGAAGAAGGCAGAGCGGAUCAGAUGUUCAGCUCCAUUGCCCGAAAACCCAGCAGAUCCUCUUCUAAUGAGGAUGCUGGUCCCGGUGCCCUAUCAAGCGCCAGAAAAAAGGUCCAGAAGAAGAACAAGGGAGCCAAAGAUGGCCCCUGCCGCAAAGGUACUUCGGACGCGGUGUCCCGAGAGACCAAUACUCACUCCUCCGAGGAAGAUGAAGACGAAGAGGAGGAGGAGGCAGAAAGCAAUCCUUCCCCGAAGGGGAAGAAGAAGAAGAGGGUGGCCUCCGAAGACCCCGAGGCAGGGGCGUCGAAAAGGGGAAAAUUAUCCCUCCCAGACGGCUCGGAUUCGGACGCCGAAGCCAUCCCCGAGUGGCGCCCCAGGCCGAAGCCCCUCGCCGAAUCCCCGACCCACGAUCUCCCCCAACAAUCAUCGGAGGGGAAUUCUUUAGAUCCGGGGAUGAUGGAGAGCGGGUCGCCUCCGCGAGCCUCCCCGCCAAUCGCCACGGAUGACACCGAAGUGUUGUCCCAUAGGGCCUCUCCGGGCCACGGAGCGGUACGGGAGACCGCCAAAACGGCGCCAGAGGGUAAUGCCUUGGCUGCCGAGAACAUGGGGGGCGCAAUCCCCAUGAAGACCGACGGCGGGGGCCUUGAUCAGUUCGGCCCCCAGUCGAACCCCGUUCUGGAAACCCAAACGGCUUUGCUGUUAGCGGCGACCGCUCAAGCCGCCGAAGUAUCCGAACUUAAACAUAAGCUGGGGCUGGCCGAUGAGGAUCUAGUCCGCAUCAACAAGAGAUUGCAUGAGGUGCAAGGCAGCACGUCUGCGAUUGAGGCCCUUCAGGGUGAACUGGCCCAGGCCAAGGAGCAGGCAAGGAUGAACAAGGCGGCCGCUGAUAAAGCGGCCGAGGACUUGAAGUAUGAACAGGCUGUCCGCUGCCAGUACGAGGAGCGGGUGACCCAAGUAGAGCAGGCGCUCAAGGACGCCGCCGAUAAGUACAAGUCCCUAGAGGAGAAAAGUAAAGCCCAGGCGACCGACCUUGUUGAGGCCCUUAAAGAGGCCGAGGAGGCGCGGGCCGAAUCCUGA